Molecule: messenger RNA, 1218 nt
Organism: Lathyrus oleraceus (garden pea)
Lineage: Eukaryota; Viridiplantae; Streptophyta; Magnoliopsida; Fabales; Fabaceae
Exons: 1
Coding region: 1-1218 (405 amino acids)
Source: RefSeq, a predicted model, not a curated record
AUGUCCUAUGCAGAAUUGUUUCCUGCACUGCUAGCUAAAAAUCAUGUCCAGACAAGGUCUCCACCACCUAUGCCAAAGGACCUUCCCUAUUGGUACAAGGCUUGUGCUUACCAUCAAGGGGCACCAGGACAUAGCAUUGAAAAUUGUUUUGGUCUAAAGUCAUAUGUUCAGAGGCUCAUCAAGAGUGGUAUCCUUUCAUUUAAGGACAUAAACCCCAAUGUUCAAGUUAAUCAUCUACUGCAACAUGGUUCAGCCUCAAUUAACAUGGUAUAUGGUUGCCCAGGCACUUUCCGGAGCUAUGAUGUACGGUUGUUGGGCGAUAACUUAGUAAAGAAACACAACAGAUAUAUUAAGAAUGGUUUUGUGCCUCCACAUAACUACGCCUCUUGCAGGGUUUGUUCCAAGAACUCUCAAGGAUGCCUAACUGUUGUAACGGAUCUCCAAGAUCAAAUGGACCAAGGUUACAUUGUAGCCUACCGAGCCAGAGAUUAUAAUCAGGUCAAUAUGGUCAAUAGUGACAACAAAGUGAAUGUCAUAGUUCCUCAGUUCAACGACUCCGAGCCUAUACAAAUUACUUAUGACAGUCCGAAGACUUCUGUGACUCCUCUGGUCAUUAACUUACCGGGCCCAGUUCCCUACCAAUCUGAUAAAGUCGUGCCUUACAAGUACAAUGCUACAAUGACUGGGAAUGGAAAGGAUGUUCCUCUACCCUCCAUUGUUAAUGUCGCUGAUGUAAGCAGGGUUACAAGGAGUGGGCAUAUAUUUGCAAAAAGGAUUGAGGAUGUCGCAGCAGGAAAACAGGCUCAUGUUGAGAUCCCUUUUGAACCGGUUGGCCAAUCUGAUAACAUGAAUCUGAAAAGUGAUGACGAUGAGGUGUUGAAGCUCAUCAAGAAAAGUGAAUGCAAUAUGGUGGAACAAUUACUACAUACACCUUCCAAGAUAUAUGUCUUAUCUUUGUUGAUGAACUUUGAGGCUCAUUGUGAAGCUUUGCAGAAAGUCUUAGAACAAGCCUAUGUAGACCAUGAUGUGACGGUCGGACAGUUUGAUGGUAUCGUUGCUAACAUCACGGCCUGCAAUAACUUGAGUUUCAGUAAUGAAGAGCUCCCCGAAGAAGGAAGAAAUUAUAACAUGGCACUAAAUAUCUCAAUCAACUGUAUGAAUGACUCUUUGUCAAGUGUGUUGCGACACAUCGAUUCUCUUUACUUCCAAAAUUCUUAG